Molecule: messenger RNA, 930 nt
Organism: Recurvomyces mirabilis
Lineage: Eukaryota; Fungi; Ascomycota; Dothideomycetes; Mycosphaerellales; Teratosphaeriaceae
Gene: ERV29
Product: ER-derived vesicles protein erv29
Exons: 3
Coding region: 1-930 (309 amino acids)
Biological process (GO): Golgi organization
Cellular component (GO): membrane; endoplasmic reticulum; endoplasmic reticulum-Golgi intermediate compartment
Source: RefSeq, a predicted model, not a curated record
AUGGCCCAAAUAAGAGGAACAGCGGGCUACCACCUCGGCAACCAAAACGCCUUUGGUCCCGGCUCAAGCCAACACGGCGGAGGCAUGAAUUCCGCCACCAAUGACCCUUCGCCUCUGGAUGCUAUCAGGCAGCAGACGAGCAAGAUCGAGGACUGGCUGGAUACCAUCUCGGACCCGGUCAAGCCGUAUCUGCCUAUGAUCGGGAGGUUCUUGAUCGUGGUGACGUUUUUGGAGGAUGCGUUGAGGAUUCUUACGCAGUGGAAUGAUCAGUUGGUCUAUUUGCAUGAUUAUCGACAUAUCCCACGAGGCAUCACCCACCUCUUCCUCAUCAUCAAUGUCAUUGCCAUGACCGCUUCUUCCGUCCUCAUCAUCGCUCGCCGCUACAGCGAGUACGCCGUCAUGGGCCUCAUCGGCGUCGUUGUCACGCAAGCGCUCGGCUACGGUCUCAUCUUUGACCUGAACUUCUUCCUCCGCAAUUUGAGCGUCAUGGGUGGUCUCUUGAUGGUGCUGAGUGACAGCUGGGUGAGGAAGAAGUUCGCUCCUGCAGGCUUGCCACAAUUGGAUGAGAAGGAUCGUAAGAUGUAUUUUCAGUUGGCUGGACGUGUGCUUUUGAUCUUCUUGUUUGUGGGCUUUGUGUUUGCUGGCGAGUGGAGUGUAGGAAGGGUGAUUGUCAUUGUCAUCGGAGCUGUGGCUUGUGUGAUGGUUGCUGUGGGAUUCAAGGCAAAGUGGAGUGCGAUUAUCUUGGUCAUGAUCUUGAGUGUGUUUAACAUUUUGGUCAACAACUUCUGGACGCUGCACCCACACCACCCUCACAAGGACUUCGCAAAGUACGAUUUCUUCCAGAUUCUGUCCAUCGUGGGCGGGCUUCUAUUGCUCGUCAACAUGGGUCCGGGACAGGUGAGCUUCGACGAGAAGAAGAAGGUGUACUAG